Molecule: messenger RNA, 778 nt
Organism: Paramecium sonneborni
Lineage: Eukaryota; Ciliophora; Oligohymenophorea; Peniculida; Parameciidae
Source: the annotation of a GenBank genome assembly
AUGUUAGGAAUUUCUUUUAUCAAAAUUCUUUUCCCUAUUUUUUUAAUUGAAAACUGUAUUGAACCUUAAGGAAGUGAUUGCUACAAUAAUGGUUGGUCUAUACCAAACAAAGUAGUGAAUUGCGCAGGAAAAUUAUAUUUAGGUCCUUUUGGAUAAAGGACUACUAUAUCAAAAGAAUUUUAUUGCCCACCAGGUACUUAUUUAAAAUUGUCUUUCACAUCUGGAAUUUUCGAUUCUUGGGAUCGCGAAUAUCUAUAUGUUGAAGUUGAUGAUGAAAUAAUCGAUAAAAGUAAGUGUUUUUGUUUUGAUGGAAAAUAUAUAUGUCGUAAUACCAUUUGGUAGUAUUAGUUAGUGGAGAAAACAAUUACAAUUGUAUCUAAAUUGGGGAAAAAUAAAAUAAAAAUUUCUAUAUAUGAUAAUUUAGAUAAUCCUCUUGAUGAUGGUAAUGUAUACCUAUUUUAUAGAAUAAUGGCGAAUUAGAGAUAUAAGGUUAGAGAUUGGAUAUCCAUGUGUUGAUUUUUUUAGUGAGUGCAAUUUUCAAGGUGAUUAAUGGAAUUUGUUCUGGAAAUAACACAACUCCAACUAGACAAAUACCUUUCUAAAUUAAAUCAAUUUUAAUAAUAAUUUUAAUAAUGAGUGGGAUUGUUGUAAAAUUAAGGGAUCCAAAAUAUAUGGGAGGUGAAACUCAAACAUACACUUCAAAUUAAACUUGUAUGUUAGAUUAUAAUGUAUAAAUCAAAUUUCUAAUUAGUUUCCUAGAUAUUAAAAGUAAAAUUGA